GUUUCUCUGCAGGUUGAACCCAGCUAUUGCUCAGAAAGGCAGCAACAGGCAAAGAGGCAACGUGUCUGGGCACAAUGCCGAGAGGGCUGAUAAUAUCCACCUUCUUCCUGCUGCCUGGAUUCAUUUUCACACAGGAAGAGCCCUUUGCUAUUUAUGUCCCAGUGGAGGGAAAGCGCAUUGUCCUGAAUGGAUCGGAUAUUCCCGCUGGUGGCACUGCUGUCUGGGACUGGAGACCACACCGGGGGGAGCCCAGCACAAAGGCGCUGGUCGAAGUGAAGGCGGUGGGACACGGCUGGAGAGCAGAAUGGCUCAGUGAAGGUCUGAAGAGCAACGGACCCAGGUGGCAUCGGAUCAACGACUCUCGCCAUCUUACCAUCGAAAAGGCUGCUUUUGAAGCUGCCGGGCUGUUUACCCUCAGACAGACGGAACCUGAGAGGAAAAUACUGAAACAGCAUGAAAUAUUUCUGAUCAAAGUUGAGCGGGAUCCCCGGUAUCAGUAUCUGGGCAGUGAUGUCACCUUCAGCUGUACCAUCUCCAGGCUCCCUGAUACCGUCAGUCUUCACUGGACAGAGAAAGAAUCAUCUCGGAAUAAGAGGAACAACACAGACCAGAUCCAGCUGAAUAACACAGUCUAUCUGAUAGUCCGUGAUGCCCAAACACAGGAUAAGGAACGAUAUGCUUGUGAAAUACAAGCUCAUGGAAGAACAGUUCUCACUGUUGAUAUCGAAUUGUAUCUCAGUCUAUCAAUCUUUGGGAAAGAAUAUACAAGCUUCUUGCCAAUUUUUGGUGAUAAUCCACUCUACCUGAACUGUAAAGUUGAUUCCAACUAUAAUCAUUCAGCAUGGCAUUGGAAAAGCUACAAUGAUGGAAAACAGAGGAGGGUGAUGUCUUCUGAUGACAAGAGACAAAGGGAUACAAGUAUCCCAGAGCUUUGGAAUAGAAUCAGUCUGCAAGAUUCUGAUGGGAGGAGCUUUCCUCUGCAGAUUUCCCCUGCAGAGUUUGAAGAUGCAGGAAACUACACUUGUACCAUGGACACAGCGAAAGUGGUGACAGUGGAACUGAUGACCACCAAACUGACAGUGAUUCCCUCUCGUCCAUUGGCUGAAGGAGAGAGCGUUACCCUUACCUGCUCUGUUUCACACCUCAGAGAAGCAACAAGGCUCAUUUGGAUGGAGACUGGCAGGAAAAGCUUUGUUAAAGAAAAGACAUUUGACGCCCUGGGAGAAGGAAACUUCAGCCUGUCACUGUUCAUUCAGAAGAUCGGGCAACACAACAGAAGGUGGACCUGCCUUGUGUUUAAUCGAAAAAUGCCAAGGAUUUUUAUCACAAUCCAGCUUGAUGAUAAUGAGCAAGAUAAGAUUGCUUAUUUUAACCUCAUUCUCAUAGCUGUGGUACCUGUGCUUCUGUGCCUCAUCGCAGCAAUGAUAACCUACCAGAGGAGGAUCCAUAAACCAGUCAAUGAAGAUCAAAGGGAACCAGAAGGUAGUCAGACAAUCCCAAACUCAGAACGGUGCACUGAAGAGAUGCAUUAUGCUGCUGUCAGGUAUCAAAAAAGACCAGUCGAUGAAGAUCAAAGAGAACCAGACUCAGAACCAUACACUGAAGAAAUUCAAUACGCUGCUGUCAGAUUUCAAAAGAGGCCAGUGAAAAUGGACAACUUCACAUUUAUUGUCAAUGAAGAUCAAAGGGAACCAGAAGGUAGUCGGACAAUCCCAAACUCAGAACCAUACCCUGACGAAAUUCAAUACGCUGCUGUCAGGUUUCAAAAGAGACCAGAGUCAACGGGCUUCAGGUGAAGAGAAAUCAUCUGUAAUCUUUGGCACUGUAAUUCAAUUGAACAUCUGAGUUUGGAAAAGCAAAACCUGCAGAUAAUGGAAAUGUGAAGUAAAAGCAGAAAAUGUGGGACAUUUCAACUGUAUCUUGAAUGGCACACGAAUAUAAGAACCAAAGAGGCCUAUUCUGUCCUUCAAGCCUGUUUAUCAGGCACAGUAGCGUGGCAGGUAGCAUAAUGCUAUUACAGAGCCAGUGACCCGGGGGUUCAAUUCCGGCCACUGUCUGUAGGGAGUUUGUACGUUCUGCCCAUGACUGUGUGGGUUUCCUCCAGGUGCUCCAGUUUCCUCCCACAUUCCAAAGACGUACGGAUUAGGAAGUUAUGGGCAUGCUAUGUUGGUGCCGGAAGUGUGGCAACACUUCUGAGCUGCCUGCAGAAAAUUCUGAGCAAAGAUGCAUUUCACUGUGUGUUUCGAUGUACAUGUGACUAAUAAAGAAAUCUUAUCUUAUCUUAAAUGGUCCAUCUAAAUUUUAACUUUACCUGCUCUUCUUAGUACAGUGACCACUAACAUCAUGACACCUUAAUCUCAUAUUGAGAUUUUUA
Messenger RNA from Pristis pectinata (smalltooth sawfish), 2374 nucleotides. RefSeq lists its product as uncharacterized. The transcript is spliced from 11 exons. The record is from RefSeq and is a predicted model, not a curated record. The coding region runs from base 75 to 1796 and encodes 573 amino acids. NCBI's taxonomy places the organism in Eukaryota, Metazoa, Chordata, Chondrichthyes, Rhinopristiformes, Pristidae.